AGGGUGGGCGGUGCUAAUCAUUCGUUCGCUGUGAAAAGAUGGCGUCGAUUCACGCAGCUAAGCGGGCGCUCAGGGCUCAGCUGAAACAAAGGAUUUCAGCCUUGAGCGACCUAGAGAAGCUUCGCCAGUCCCAGGCGGUGACUCGGAAGUUGCUGUCCCACAACCACUACCAGGCAGCCCAGCGUAUUGCUGUGUUUCUGAACAUGCCUGAUGAGAUUCAGACUGGGGACAUCAUACAUGACAUUUUCAGCCAAGGUAAAGCUUGUUUCAUUCCACGUUACCAGCGCGGCAGUAAUCACAUGGACAUGGUGAGACUGAAUGCAGUGGAGGAGAUUCAAAACUUGCCGGUAACAACAUGGAACAUCCGCCAGCCUGGGGAGGAAGAAUGCCGGGAAGAAGCUUUGACCUCUGGAGGAUUGGAUCUUGUUCUCGUGCCUGGACUUGGAUUUGAUAAGGAAGGGCAUCGUUUGGGAAGAGGUAAAGGAUAUUAUGACACAUUUUUAGAACGCUACAACCAACGACUUUCUGCCAGACCAUACACAAUCGCAUUGACUUUUCAAGAGCAGCUAUGCCCCUCCAUCCCUGUCACUGACAGUGACUUUGAAAUCGAUGAGAUCCUCUGUGCUGGAGAUCUGGAAAUAGGUAACAACUAAAGGACUCAGA
This is a messenger RNA of Nanorana parkeri, 663 nucleotides long. RefSeq names its product 5,10-methenyltetrahydrofolate synthetase (5-formyltetrahydrofolate cyclo-ligase) (gene MTHFS). Gene Ontology annotation, biological process: folic acid-containing compound biosynthetic process; tetrahydrofolate interconversion. The transcript has 3 exons. The record is from RefSeq and is a predicted model, not a curated record. Gene Ontology annotation, cellular component: mitochondrion. Gene Ontology annotation, molecular function: 5-formyltetrahydrofolate cyclo-ligase activity. Lineage: Eukaryota; Metazoa; Chordata; Amphibia; Anura; Dicroglossidae. The coding region runs from base 39 to 653 and encodes 204 amino acids.